Messenger RNA from Miscanthus lutarioriparius, 1836 nucleotides. The record is from the annotation of a GenBank genome assembly. Lineage: Eukaryota; Viridiplantae; Streptophyta; Magnoliopsida; Poales; Poaceae.
AUGGAUCAGUACGAGGUGCUGGAGCAGAUCGGUAAAGGAGCAUUUGGCUCUGCUCUUCUGGUCAGGCACAAGCUGGAGAGGAAGAAGUAUGUGUUGAAAAAGAUCCGUCUUGCGCGUCAGACAGACCGCACUCGCCGGUCUGCCCACCAGGAGAUGCAGCUCAUUGCUACAGUGAGGAAUCCAUUCAUUGUGGAGUACAAGGAUUCAUGGGUGGAUAAGGGUUGCUACGUCUGCAUUGUUAUAGGGUAUUGUGAGGGAGGAGACAUGGCUGAAGCUAUUAAAAGAGCUAAUGAUACCCACUUUUCUGAAGAGAAGCUUUGCCAGUGGCUAGUGCAGCUUCUCAUGGCCCUUGACUAUUUGCAUGCACAUCACAUUCUUCACCGUGAUGUGAAGUGCUCGAAUAUAUUUCUUACUAGGGAUCAAAAUAUAAGACUUGGUGACUUUGGGCUUGCAAAAAUUUUGACCGCUGAUGAUCUAGCAUCCUCGGUUGUAGGAACACCAACCUAUAUGUGCCCAGAACUUCUGGCUGAUAUACCUUAUGGUACCAAAUCUGACAUUUGGUCACUAGGAUGCUGCAUGUAUGAAAUGACUGCACUCAAACCUGCUUUUAAAGCUUUUGAUAUGCAAGCCCUUAUCAACAAGAUUACCAAGUCGAUAGUAUCACCUUUGCCAACAAGAUAUUCUGGUGCAUUUCGAGGACUUGUUAGGAGCAUGCUACGGAGAAGUCCAGAGCACAGGCCAAGUGCAGCUGAACUACUUAAGCAUCCACAUCUACAACCGUACGUGCUGCAAGUGCAUUUGAAAUCACACCCUUCCCGCAGCAUAAUUCCUGUUCAUCAAUCUCCAAGUGAAAAGAGAAUGACAUUCACCGCAGAACCUGAUUGCAGAAGCAAGAGCAGGAGGAACUCUUUACGCAGUGAAAGGAUAGUAACCUUUAGCACACCUUGUCCUGAUAAAAAUUCUAUCAGGUCUAUUAGGAGUAUAAAGGACUACACCACCACACAGAGUGUCAAAGAGCUAUCCAUUGAUGACAGCCAGGUUGAGGUUACUAGUAAACCCGUAGCAUCAAGGACCUCAAAUGUCGUGAAGACUCCGUGGAAGAUGAUGACAACUCUAAGGAAUCGGCUAGAAGCUCCACAAGCAUCAUAUGAUAGAACAAGUCAUACAGAGUUUUCAAGAACACCAGUUGACAACAGGCACAGCCAUCUGGCCCGCAGAGCAUCACUUCCCCUGCCAGUAUUUGAGACCCCGAACCCGAAGCGCAGCAGCAUGAGCAUCCUGGAGCAGCUGGAGUCCCCUGACGUCUCCGUGAACUCGCCUCGCAUCGACAGGAUCGCCGAGUUCCCGCUAGCUUCGUGGGAGAACCCCGUGUUCUCGAUCGUGAAGCCCUCGACACCCACCGCCGGCGGCUCCUGCUCCUUCGCCACGCCUCCGUUCGUGGACCGGUCCCUCACCAAGGACAAGUGCACGGCCCAGACGCUCCGGUCGGCAGCCGCCGACGGUGACAACGGCAGGAGCGAUGACGACAUCGGCGGUGACUCGUCCUCGGGUCGCGACACCACGGCGGCGGCGGUGGCGGCGUCGAGCCACGGGUCCUCGGGGUGGUUGCUGCUGAGACAGCAGCCGAAGGGGCGGUUCGACACGACGUCGUACCAGCAGCGCGCGGAGGCGCUGGAGGGGCUGCUGGAGUUCAGCGCGCAGCUGCUGCAGCAGGAGCGGUACGAGGAGCUCGGGGUCCUGCUGAGGCCGUUCGGCCCCGACGAGAAGGUGUCCCCCAGGGAGACGGCCAUCUGGCUCACCAAGAGCUUCAAGGAGGCAACGGCCACAGGCUUGUAG